Molecule: messenger RNA, 742 nt
Organism: Saprolegnia diclina VS20
Lineage: Eukaryota; Oomycota; Saprolegniomycetes; Saprolegniales; Saprolegniaceae
Exons: 2
Coding region: 1-711 (236 amino acids)
Source: RefSeq, a predicted model, not a curated record
AUGCCAAGAGUCCUGAUCUGCGACGACUGCCGCGUCCCUCAGGCCAAGCAGUCGGGGUUCCGCGAGAGCCAAUGGGAGAAUCCGCGGCCGGCCUGCAACUCGUGUGCGACCAACCGCGCGUGGACGCUCUUCGCCGCCGACAUGGCGGUGUGCCCCAACGCGCAGGUCGUGCACAACCACGGCGUGAUCGAGCGCCCGGCGCCAGCCGUCGUGCCACCCGAGGCCUCGGCGCUAGCGCCGCCGCUGCAGUGGGUACGCGCCGCAGCGAAGAAGAUGCAAGCUGCGCCGGCGAGCAUCGAGGACGACAAGGCGACAACCGAGCUCGCUGCCACGUACGUCGACCUGGACGUCGUCCCGUGCUUCGUGGCGCCUCUCAGCGAGAAGUGCGCUGACCAGGUGCGUAACGACGUCGAAGCUGUCGCGUGCCUCCAGAGCACCAGUCUGCUUUUGCAUAUCUUUGAACACGGCGACCGCGAGGCGAUUUUGCAAAGCCUCGACGCCUUCCGCCUCACCGUCGACGACCAAUCAUCGACGACGGCGACGAUCUUGACGGACCUCUUGUGCAAGCAAAGCGAGACCAUGGACCUCCGAGGGGCCGAGACGCAGUCGCUUCUCAAGCAGCACUUGUACUUGACCGUGCUCACGCUCGUGGGUCUUGUUGUGCACCGCAGUUGCGCCAUGCCUAACGGUGGCUUAUCGACUCACAUUUGACCAAGAUAAAUAAGAACUUGUUCAUAUUUCC